Messenger RNA from Durusdinium trenchii, 1262 nucleotides. The record is from the annotation of a GenBank genome assembly. NCBI's taxonomy places the organism in Eukaryota, Dinophyceae, Suessiales, Symbiodiniaceae.
CAAACACACACACACGCACCAAACUCGCACCCCGAUGGCGAGCCGUGGCACCUUUCCACGCCCACGUGGACACCGUCAUGCGCGUCUUUUCGCAGUGCUUGGGUUGUUGAGCCUGGGGACUGCGUGGAGCUUCGCCAGCUUCGCCCGAGCAAGCUCUGUUGGAGCCAGGGCCACCGAAGGAACCACCUCGUCGAGCACGACCACCCUGAAGGACGACUUGCUGAAGCGUUGUGAGGACUUCAAGCAGAAGCAGACUGAGAUGUGGGACCUCAUGGAUGAUGAAGCGGAGACGGAGAAAGUGAAGAAGUCCAAAAAAAAGGACAAGGCUUCGCUCCUGGAAGCGGAGAGCUUCGCUGCGCAGCGGGUGCAGCUGAGUGAUGAGCUGCAGGAGCUUCGGGCGAAGUGCGUGGAGGUCAUUGAAGAGUUGGCAGAGAAGAACCCCACGGCGCAGCCCACCAUUGGUUGGAGGCGGGCGUUCCAGAUGGCUAAGCCCGGGUUUGUGUCAGAUGCGGUUCUUUUGGGUCAGGGUCUUGGGAGAGGGAUAGGGGUUGCGGACCAGGUGGCAGGUUGAAAGCCAGUCAGAUUUAUCGGGAUGAUUGCUAAUACACCUGAGAAGAUAGACUUACUGUAAGUGGUGGUAGCUACCACCAGGGAACAGCCAUGAUUGGUUUCGACCGAAUCCAGUUGCAACUGGGUUUCUGGUGUUUCAAGAGCAACAGGGGUUAUGCUGGAGAGCCGCCCAAGAACAGCCCGUUGAAUGGAACUUGGGAGCUGCUCUUCACAGAUGCAGCGGAUGCCACCUUCAAAAAAGGCAAGCGGGGCUCGGCCAAGACCUUUCAGGAAAUCGAUGCGGAGCUUGGAUGGUUUAUCAAUUGCGUGGACUUCUCGAACGAAAAGAGCAAACUUCGAGGCUUCAGGGUGUUUGUGGAGGGCAAGGCCUUGAGCGACGAUGAGAUUGAGCUGAUAUUCCGCAAGGUGCGGCUCCUGCGGCGUUCACGCUUUUUGCCCGAGAUCACCAUUCCCCUGCCUGGCCCGGGCCUUUUGCGGGCCAUCGGACGGCUGUUCGCCCGCUCCAAGGGAGGCAAGGUGAAUGAAAGCAAUCGGGGUGCUGGGUUCAAGUUGCUUUAUGUGGACGAUGACCUCCGGAUGCACAAGACCUUUGACGGCCUUUACUUCGUACAGCGACGCCUGCAUUGAGCAGUUCUGAUCGCCAUGGGGUGGUCAAACAUGUCAAAACUGCUUAUAUAUACCUAUGGGGCCAC